AUGGCAGCACCCUGGAGGUCUCAGUUCCUCUCUCACGUCCAAGAGGCGCCCAUUUUCAACCUGAGUACGCUUCACUCCAAUGAGCAGCCAUUUUCUGCCGCAGGCUCUUCGCUCGCGCCGAGGGCCCGCACCGUCGUCUUCCGUGGGAUGCUGGGUGGAAUGGACGUCAAUCCCAAGAACUCGGCCAAGCUAAAUCCGGAUACGUGGGAGUCGGACCUGCUCACCCUCACAACCGACGACCGCAUGGAGAAAAUCCCCGAAUUAUUGGGAUCUUCCUCCGGCCAAAACCAGCAGAGUCAGUCUGGUAGAGGGGGCCCUGUCGAAGCUGUGUUCUGGGUACCGAAAACCAAAACGCAAUGGCGGCUCCGGGGCCACGCGUACGUAAUUGGUCCGGACAUCGACACGGAUGCUGGAGCGCCCGUGAGGAAGGCACUGGAAGAUCAGAUGCGGCGCAUCGGAGACGGUCCUUGGAGCUGGGGAACGGAGCUCACCGCUCACUUCGGUAACCUUAGCCCUACCAUGAGAGGAUCUUUCCGUAACCCACCUCCCGGAAGACCCAUCACGGAGACGCCGGAGGAGGGGUACGGUUUGGGGCAGAAGGUGGAAGAUCUUGAGGAUGAGAUUGCGAGAAGACACUUUCGCCUUCUCGUUAUUGUCCCAGACGACGUUGACCAGGUUGAUCUCACCGAUCCGGAUAGAGGGCGACGGUGGAAUUACCAGCGUACAGAAUCGCAGACAUGGACGUCGGCAGAGCUAUGGCCUUGA
Clonostachys rhizophaga is the source of this 765-nucleotide messenger RNA. The record is from the annotation of a GenBank genome assembly. NCBI's taxonomy places the organism in Eukaryota, Fungi, Ascomycota, Sordariomycetes, Hypocreales, Bionectriaceae.